AUGCAGAUUUUUAAAGGUUCUUUCGUACUUCUCUCCGGGAUCAUCGGGCACCUAGGGGCGUGUGACUUGAAAGAAGAAUGUAAAGGAAUCUAUCUUUGCACAGUCACAGGUGGGAAAUGGAAAACAUGUCCCGUUGAAGGUUGUCCUUUGAAAUUUCGCCCGAUAAUAUGGAAAUACUGCGCCCUUUGCGGCAACCAAAAACCGACAGAUGUUGAGAGAUGUGACAAUCACCUUGAGACUGAGUCGAGGCUGGUUUUGCAAGAGCCUCAAGCGCCACUUCCCGCCCGCCGAGGAGAAUUACAUCCUGAGACGAAAAGCACCAUUCACUCGACGAGUCGGAUACAGGCCAGUUCGCGAGAAGCUGGACAAAUAGGACACGCCUCGUCGGCUUCGUCGGCAGCCGUGCACCCCAUGCAGAAGCCGACUUCGUCGACGAGGUGGAUAUCGAAGGGUCGCGUCGGCGUACCUAGAUCCUCAUCUGCCGGCAAAGACACGCUUAGAGACUAG
This is a messenger RNA of Puccinia graminis f. sp. tritici CRL 75-36-700-3, 507 nucleotides long. RefSeq lists its product as uncharacterized. Bases 1 to 507 code for a protein of 168 amino acids. Lineage: Eukaryota; Fungi; Basidiomycota; Pucciniomycetes; Pucciniales; Pucciniaceae. The record is from RefSeq and is a predicted model, not a curated record. The transcript has 2 exons.